Molecule: messenger RNA, 4652 nt
Organism: Aspergillus calidoustus
Lineage: Eukaryota; Fungi; Ascomycota; Eurotiomycetes; Eurotiales; Aspergillaceae
Source: the annotation of a GenBank genome assembly
GCUCAUUCUAUUGGGCACAAACAUGGCAAUUACUUUAUCUUGAUCUUUUUAUUUCGGUUCAGACUGCAUAAACCUCCUAGAUAAUAAUAUCGCGCUGCCCGCUUCAAGCGACGCAACAACAUUGACGGAUCUCCCACCCCGCCAUUGUGUCACGAUCAACCCCAUUAUUGGAGUCGAGAUUUAGCCAGGACUGCAGGAGUGACUCGAACAUCGAAUGAUCAUUCGAUGGAUCAAGCUGUGGAGGACCGUUGAUGGCCAGUGAUCCGCCAUCCCCGGCAGACUAAAUGAUGGCAUCGACAGAUUGGCUCAGGCAAUAGAUGAUGAUUCAAGCUUGUUGUCCCCUCCAACUCUGUGCAAGGCUUCAAAUUCCCUGGCUGCCCGCGCUCGGUCUCCUGCGGUAACUGUUGCUGCUGCUGCUGCUCCCGCUCAGUUCUCCCCCAGCUGCUGCAUUCCUGCGCUUUUGCCUUUGCUUCUCGUUCAAUGUCUUUUGCAUCGUCGCUGCGCGUGUUGCUUUGCAUUUCUUCUUUCCGUCGCCUUAUCUUCUCUCCUGCCGCUUGUUCCUGAUCUUCUUUGCUUUUCCCUUGGUCGGUUUCUGCAUCGUCCCGUGUUAUUGAAUUCUUGGUGUUGCUAGACACGAUUUAGACAUGGCUCGCAUCGCUCAGGCGCCUGCAAUUUUCGAUGAUGCCUCUCGCUCUCCCACCAAAACCUCUGUCUUUCGAUCACUCCUGUCCUCCAAGGGCCACAAGCGGAACCAGUCCGCCGACGACGCUUCCCGCUCACAGCCCUACACGAGCCAGCCCUCGACUAUCUCUCUUGCCCCAGUGGAACAGAGUCCGACCCCGGCCACAUCGGCUCAGCAACCGCUCGGCGAGAUUGUUCCCAACCACGAUGCGCCAGACAAUGGCAUGUUCUACCCUGUUUCACCGACAAAGCCCGGGAAGGGAGGCUUGCACAAGAAGACUAAGAGCGCCGUCUCUCUAAAGUCUCUCAGGAACUACAUGGAGCGCAAGGACAGCAAGCCGGAGAAAGCAUUUGACGACCCAAGCAACGCGCCGAAGAAGGCCAAGUCGACGAAUAGCUUUACCGCUAUCUUGAAACGGUCCCAACACGGAAGGAAAGCGGAGGAACCAAAAGGGAUCCGCGACAAGGAGAACAGGAGUCCCAUUGAUCCUACAGACACCUUGCCUUCUCCGAUCUGGGCUCAAUACGAGACGACGUCGACCUCAACGCCGACGCCAUCAUUCCGCGAUGAUGCCCCCUCCCCAGCGCGAAGCAACAGGCGACGAACCCUGCAAGAGGAGGUCUCGCUGUACACCCCCAAAGGUUACUCGCCGGCCCAACAACGGAAUUUCUAUGACUUCCACCAACCAUCCCUGACGAGCCGCAACAAUCCAAAGCCGCGCCCAAAGUCGGACUUUUUUGUAGGGGGCAGCAAGAUGAAGGAUCUGUUUGGUCCUUUCCAGUCAAGCAAGCAGACUUCGAAUGAUCUGCCAGGGUCCCCCUCGUCGUCCAAGAUGGUUCGCGGGCGGCCUCGUGGACUUUCGAGUCCUGAUGCUCGUCCCGAACUGGACUUGCAGCCGCCAGCUAGCCCAAAGAAAGCCUCACGGGUGCAGGAAGUCAUCUCGGCAUUCAAUGCGAAGGAACGUGAAGCUGACCUGCAGAAGCGGCUUAAUGCGAAGGAUCUUGAGAGCGAGUUUGAGAAGCUUCUUGACGCAAGGAACAUCCCACACAACAUGAGGGACAAGAUGAGGUCGCUCGAUACCAACAUCAAGGCUGACUUUAUCGAGAAAGACAAGAUUGAGAGUGCUGGACCCCACAGCGCCGGAGCGAGUUCGUAUGCAGCAGAAGGCUCCGGGCGUCGAGGACGUGGAAAGGAAAAGAAGGAAGACCAUGACAGCUACGACAGCAAGGGGUCCCGAUCACGAUCCAGAAGCCGUGGGUUCACAUUCCGAGGCAACUCGUCAUCGCCCUCGAAGAAGCCACGGCCCGAGAGUGGAGGCUCUCACCGGCGCCCUAAGUCUGCGGAUUUCGGUACUCCCAACGGGCUGUCCAAGAUACUUACACCUUCCACGUCUACCACUUCCCUCGCCACGACUGCACGUCAUGAUACAGCCACAGAUCCCUCGGACUUUGUCCACUAUCUCAAGGAGAUACGGAAGCCUGAAAUUAUCGAGGUUGGCAAAAUACACAAGCUUCGGAUUCUUCUUCGGAAUGAAACUAUCAGCUGGGUUGAUAGCUUUAUUGCUGAAGGGGGCAUGGAUGAGAUUGUACAGCUGGUUUACCGUAUCAUGAAGGUGGAGUGGAGGGAAGAGCACGAAGACAACCUUCUUCAUGAAACAUUGCUAUGCCUAAAGGCCCUUUGCACAACAUCCGUCGCGCUACAGCGCUUGACCAGCAUUGAAGCGGAGCUCUUCCCUGCUUUGCUGAGCAUGUUGUUUGACAAGGACAAGAAAGGGCCCAGCGAGUUCACCACUCGUGGCAUCAUCAUCAACCUAAUAUUUACUCAGCUCUCGACGGCAGUGUCUAGCGAAGAUGCAGCAGUCCGUGCCGGGCGAAUCCUAUCAUAUCUCAAAGAUCCAGCCGAAGAGAACCAGCCCCUCUCAUUCAUCGCGAACAUAUAUCAAUCGCGCCCAUACCGAGUCUGGUGCAAGGAAGUAACAAACGUGACCAAAGAGGUAUUUUGGAUUUUCCUGCAUCACCUCAACGUGAUACCAGUCGUGGAAUCCGACAAGUCCUCCUCUGAGAGUUAUCGUGAGCGCCACUUUCCGGCGCCUCGACCACCCGUCCCUGCUGCGCCCUACGUCGGCGGGGUGGAGUGGGACGCGACUAAUUAUCUUGCAUCGCAUAUCGAUCUCCUCAACGGGCUCAUCGCAUGCUUGCCCACAGCGGAGGAGCGCAACCAGCUCCGGUCAGAACUCCGCGCAUCAGGGUUCGAAAAGGUCAUGGGCGGCACCCUCCGAACCUGCAAAGAGAAAUUCUAUUCUUCCGUCCAUGACUGUCUCAGGACCUGGGUCUCUGCGGCAGUAGAAGACGAGUGGCCACAUCUUACGGUCCGCGAAGGCCCACCAAGACAGGACAGGUCCCCGCCAAAGUCUCCCAUCAAAGCGAGCCCUAAAAAGAGCGCACUGGCCGACGCCCCCCCAAAACUAGACCUAGCCCUCAACCUCCCUCCCAAAAACGGGGUAUCUCAAUCAAACGAGCCGAUUGGGAACUGGCUAUGAGCUUAUUUUUCUCCUCAACGCGCCCCCCGCUCUGCUUGUCUCCUCCAUAAACAUCAUUUAUCAAGAACGCCCACCUCAACUCUCCUCCCACCCUCACUUACUCCCAACAUUUGCAUUACCUUGUCGUUCUACAGACCUCAGACUGUUAUUUUGGGUAUCUCAAACCUUUCCGGCGUUGGCAUUUUGGCGUUUUGGGUGCAUCCGUGAAUCAUUCUCAUCAUCAUAUUCAACUCUCUCCUUCGUUUUUGGCCACGGCGAAAUGAUCUUAUGAAUAACGGGGCUGUUUUUUUUUUUCCCCCCUUUUUCUCUUCUUCUCUUUUCCAGGCAGACUUGAUCAGUUCUGAAACGUUCGUUUUUGCUAUUGUUGCAUGCAUGCAUCUCAGACCGGCCUUGACUGAUUAUUGUAGUACAGUACAGACAGACAAACGAUGAAUGAAUUGAACUGAUAGGGUUUUCAAUAAAUCUGUGUAUAGGGUUGAAUUACCAGCGUAUAUGAAGGCCUCGAGAUUGUCAACUACUCGAUCCCCAGGUGUAUAUGUCUAGUCGACCCUUUUAGAUCACUAUGCACCCUGCUUGACUCUUGCAUCAAGUCUGGUAUGUUUAAAUGUAGUUUGUUGACAUAAUGUACAUAAUAUACAGUAUAUACGAGUGGAUUCAUCUCAUAUCGCCGCUAAAUGCGCAGAGCACAAUCUCCUCCCUUUCUAAGAUCAAUCCUUAACUGAACGGUCAGGACGCCUCAUCGAAGCCGGAGACGGAGGCGCCGAGAAAGCAUCCUUGAUAGAGCCGAAAAUAUAUGUGCGGAACUACAAGACAGAUUAGCCAAUAGACCACGCAAUGAAAUAGAACACAAUGGGAACUUGGUAACCUACCUCCUCGAUAGGAGUCGCCCCCCUCUCAUCCCACUCCAUGAACAGUAGCGCGUAUAUGAUGACAACUGCACAACACGAAAAAAAUAGGUCAGUCAGUCAAGUUCCCUUCUUACACAAACAACAACGCAAGCCAACAAAGAAAGAAAACUACGGAAGAAACAUACACGCAAUCGCACCCCCCUGCGCCAACUUGGUCGCCUUGGUCCACUUCGGCCGCGCAUACUUGAGCGCCGCGCGCCGGCGGUAUUUGCGCUCGAGCCGGAACUGGUGUUUUGGGCUGAGCUUUGUCAUGUCCGGUGGCCAGGUGCGUUUUGGCUUGUAAGGGCUGUAGUAGACUUCUGAGGAGGAGGAGGGGGGUUCUUCUGGGAAUUCAUGCGAGGGUUGUGAUUGUUGUUGUUCGGCGGGAUCUGCGGGUUCCGUGCGGGCAGGGGUAGGUUGCGUUGUGAGGCGGAAAGGGGAGUUCGAUGUUGAGGAGUUGCGGAGGGGUGUCUGAGAGGAAAUGGCGUGUAUUGAGAAGAGGGGGCUCUAUGGUUGAAUUAGUGGCCUGUAAGAUACUAGUGGG